UUAAGAUUAUCAUUCAUAUUCUUCGUACUUUUUGUCAGUUGGUAUCAAUAGCAAUAUGAAUACUCAUCUCAAAGUUUUAAAUCAAGCUUUGAAGAUCUUUAUAUUCUCUACGAUUCUCUGUUGCAGUGCAAAUGCGGAGAAAAAUGAAAAUAAACGGGGAAUUGUACGAAGGAUGAUUGGUGGUAAGGAUGUUGAAAUUAAGGAUUAUCCAUUUAUGAUUGCCCUGUUUUUAGAAGUAAAUGAUAUAGAUGUUGAAGAUGAAGAAACUUUUCUUGCAAGUUACUCAUUGAUAACAACCAAAACUGCAUUGGGUGCUGCUCACCCAAUAGCAAAUAAGGAACCCGAUGAAAUAUAUGGGUCAAUUGGUGACAAAGAUAAAUUCCUUGGACAGAAAGUGUAUUUCAAAGAAUUAAUUCCACAUCCGUACUAUAAAGGCGCGCUAUUCCUUUAUGACAUAGCACUUUUAAUACUAGAUAGCGCCGUUUCUUUAUCGAGCGGUUCUCUUCCUCCGCAUGUACAAACAAUCGCUCUACCACGUACCAAUAAAGAAUACUAUUCAGGAAUGGCAACGAUGGUUGGAUGGGGAAUCAUUGGAGCAGACCGGAAGAACACAACAUGUUACCUAAAAGCGGCCUCAGUUAGUAUAGUGAACGCUUGCGACACUAUUUAUAAAGAUAAUCCAUUGUACGAGUGCAGAUCAGUAGUCCUUACGCAGCAAGCUGAUGUUUCCAUGAUGCCAGGUGAUUCUGGUGGUCCCCUUGUAUAUGAGAAAGAUGAUGGAAAACAGGUUCAAAUUGGAGUAUUAAGUACAGGUGAAAUGAUACCGGAUGGGGUUAAUGUUUAUGUUUCGACAAGUUUUUUUCUUGAUUUUAUAAAAGAAUAUUGCGAAGGAGAUAUUACAUUUGUAUAAUUGAAAAAUACUUUUUAAUGGUUAUGAAACUUAAAAAAUUAUGAUAAUAAACGAAAGAAUUUAAGAACGUAUACUUUCAAACAACCCAAAUAUAUAGCAGUAACAAUCAUGAGUUGCAUCAGUUUUAUUUGCAUGAUUAAACUGAAAGCAUAAAGUUUUUUUU
Messenger RNA from Centruroides sculpturatus (bark scorpion), 1073 nucleotides. RefSeq names its product trypsin 3A1-like. Gene Ontology annotation, molecular function: serine-type endopeptidase activity. The record is from RefSeq and is a predicted model, not a curated record. The transcript is spliced from 8 exons. Lineage: Eukaryota; Metazoa; Arthropoda; Arachnida; Scorpiones; Buthidae. Gene Ontology annotation, biological process: proteolysis. Bases 56 to 910 code for a protein of 284 amino acids.